CUUAACAUUAAUAGUUGAGUCUUCUAUAAAAACUUUACAUGAGCUCCUCAAUCACUAUGUACACAAUACUAUCAACUUCAAAAAAAAUGUUGAACUACUUCCUCAUUUCCCUUCUCACCCUCUCUUUCAUCCUGGUGAUAGCUGUUGCCGCCAUUGAGUCGCCGGAGCUUUCUGUCCCCGCUGGCUGCCCUGUGCCGGAACAUGACCUUAAUUACCGGCCAGUCAUCGGGAUUAUCAGCCAUCCCAGUGACGGAGCCUCCGGUCGUAUAGUUAAUUCCAGCAAAGUUUCCUACAUUGCCUCUUCAUAUGUGAAGUUUGUUGAAUCGGGUGGUGCUAGGGUCAUUCCACUUCUCUUUGAGGAUUCUCCUCAACUUCUAAAUCAAAAACUUGAUCUAGUGAAUGGCGUGAUCUUCCCAGGAGGGUGGGCCAAGAAGGGACAAUAUUUUGAGACUGUCAAAGCUAUUUUCAAGAAAGUUUUGGAAAAGAAUGAUGCCGGAGAACAUUUCCCUCUCCUUGCGAUCAACCUUGGAUUUGAUCUUUUGAUGAUGAUUGUCUCCAAGGACAAGAACAUUCUUGAGAAAUUCAGUGUAUCAAAUCAGGCAACCAAACUCCAGUUUGUGGAAACCGUUAAUAUUGAAGAUACAGUAUUUGGGAGAUUCCCACCUACAUUGGUAAAGAAGUUGAGUAAGGAAUGCCUUGUGCUACAAAAUCUUAAAUAUGGCUUAUCACCAGAAAAAUUUCAAGCAAAUGAUGAUCUAUCGAGCUUUUUUAUUAUGUUGACUACUAGCACAGAUACACGCAACAGGGUUUAUGUCUCUACUCUUCAAGCAGAGAACUAUCCCAUAACUGCUUUACAGUGGCACCCAGAGAAAAGUUCUUUUGAAUGGGGAUCAUCAGCAAUUCCACAUUCUGAGGAUGCAGUUCAAGUGACUCAACUUGUUGCCACCUAUUUUGUCAGUGAAACAAGGAAGUCUUCUAAUAAACCUGAGGCUCAAAAAGUACUUGAUAAUCUCAUCUACAAUUACAGUCCCACUUAUAGUGGGAAGGCUGGAAAGGGUUACGACGAGGUUUACAUUUUCAACGGUCCUGCUGUGAGCUCUCUUUAGAUGCAGAGGAAAUGCAAAUGAACUAGUAAGAAUAUUAGAAUAACCCUGAGUGUAAGAUUUAGUAAUCGAAGGGACUUCUCGAUGCUUCGAGCAAUCUCCAGUUUCAUUUCGAAAAAACUAGCACUUGAUUAUACUAGCUCCACUCUUGUACCAUUGUGUUUUAACAAGAUUCUUGAAUGGUUUCUAUCUUGCAUUAUGGAUAGAAGUGCUGCAGCGGAUUGCCAUUGCGUUGUACU
Lycium barbarum (goji berry) is the source of this 1342-nucleotide messenger RNA. RefSeq names its product gamma-glutamyl hydrolase 1-like. Gene Ontology annotation, molecular function: gamma-glutamyl-peptidase activity. The transcript has 10 exons. Lineage: Eukaryota; Viridiplantae; Streptophyta; Magnoliopsida; Solanales; Solanaceae. Gene Ontology annotation, biological process: tetrahydrofolylpolyglutamate metabolic process. Gene Ontology annotation, cellular component: vacuole. The record is from RefSeq and is a predicted model, not a curated record. The coding region runs from base 39 to 1106 and encodes 355 amino acids.